UGAGAAGAAAAAAGUACAUCAAGCAUUGCGGGCAUGUUUGUUUAUCCUUCCUGCCUGUUUCUCUCCUGUGCAGCCGUGCCAUUUCCAACUUUUGCAUCAAAACACGGAGGAGGAAAUACGUCAAAGAAGUGCGGUUGCAUUUGCAGACCCCUCUCACGAGAAAACGCUUUUCUAAACACAAACGUACCCUUUUGUUGACUACGCUUUCCUUCAGAGAAGGCGGAAUCACUGGGGAAAUGCAGCUAAGAGCGGAUUAGAUAGGAGGGGAGCAGAGCAGAGAACACUCCUGCACUCUUCUCCUUCCCGCUGCUGCUUUUCUCUCGCCCUCGCCUGCAGCGCGUCGCGAUGAACACAGCCAUGGCCACCACAUCCUUAUCCCUCCAUGGCCGCCCUUCCCAGGCCCCCACAAAGAAGCUCUCCUCCCCGUUUCUUGGCGCCCCCGCUUCUUUCCUCCGGUCGCUGGCGCCCGCGCCCACCGCCGGCCCCUCCCGGCGGACGCUGGCUGUCAGGGCCAUGGCGCCCCCCAAGCCUGGAGGCAAGCCCAAGAAAGUGGUGGGCCUGAUAAAGCUGGCCCUGGAGGCCGGCAAGGCGACGCCGGCGCCGCCCGUCGGCCCGGCGCUUGGUGCCAAGGGUGUGAACAUCAUGGCGUUCUGCAAGGAGUACAAUGCCAAGACUGCCGACAAAGCCGGCUACAUCAUUCCCGUCGAGAUCACCGUGUUUGAUGAUAAGAGCUUUACCUUCAUCUUGAAGACCCCACCGGCAUCAGUCCUGCUACUCAAGGCUGCAGGUAUCGAAAAAGGUUCAAAAGAGCCACAGCGAGAAAAGGUUGGAAAAGUAACAGCAGAUCAGGUACGCGCAAUAGCUCAGGAGAAGUUGCCGGACUUGAACUGCAAGAGCAUCGACUCCGCUAUGAGGAUCAUCGCUGGCACUGCCGCUAACAUGGGCAUAGACGUUGAUCCUCCAAUCCUUGAGAAGAAGGAAAAAGUCCUCUUGUAGUCUGUUUUACUGGCACCCGCAGAUCAUCUUACCAAUGGGCAUCUGUAGAAUGCUUUCCUUUUUGUUCGUCAAUUCGCUGUGCCUAUUUGGAGUUCCCUUCUGGUGUCAGUUUCUUAUAGUCCUGUUCACCAAUCCAACUAUUUGGUGUAGAGCUUCAAGAUUUUCUUGCGAAAUUCUUAUUAUAUAUCACAUCUGUGAAGGGGUAUUACAGUUC
Molecule: messenger RNA, 1210 nt
Organism: Phragmites australis (common reed)
Lineage: Eukaryota; Viridiplantae; Streptophyta; Magnoliopsida; Poales; Poaceae
Exons: 4
Coding region: 346-996 (216 amino acids)
Biological process (GO): translation
Cellular component (GO): ribosome; large ribosomal subunit
Molecular function (GO): structural constituent of ribosome; large ribosomal subunit rRNA binding
Source: RefSeq, a predicted model, not a curated record